AUGGUACCCUGGCGGCGGUUCGACUUUUGCUGCCCCGCUAUUUGCAUCUACUCGUUCCAUGUUCCUCCGUCGUAUCCCCUCCACCAUCUUCGGCAUCAUCACCAGAAGCAGACUGUCGAGAACGAUCAUGUCCGAAUCACCAGCAAAGCGUCUCAAGACCAGCCCGCGCAAAAUUGGCACCCACAAUGGCCACUUCCACGCGGACGAGGCCCUAGCCGUGUACAUCCUCCGCCUCCUUCCCGAAUACCAAGACGCUAGCCUCCUCCGCUCGCGCGAUCCUGCGGCCCUCGAAGAGUGCGACAUAAUCGUUGACGUCUCGGGCGUGUAUGAUGGUACGAAGCACUUCGACCACCACCAGCGCACCUUCGCCGAGACCUUCUCCGCCGAGUACAAGACGAAGCUGUCCUCUGCCGGUCUGAUCUACAAGCACUUCGCACCCGCCCUGAUCUCUCUGCGACUGAACCAGCCAGUCUCGCACCCGUCGGUAGAGCUGCUGUACCAAAAGGUGUACAAGGAGUUUAUUGAAGCGCUGGACGCAAACGACAACGGCAUCAACGCCUACCCGGCGGAUGUUGCGCCCGCGUUCAACACUGGCGGGAUAACGCUCCCCUCCAUGGUCGGUGCGCUGAACCCGAACUGGAACACCCCCGUCGACCAGGCGGGCGAGGACGCGCUGUUCCUGCAGGCGUCCAAGCUGAUGGGCGAGACGUUCGCGCGCAAGCUGGACUACUACAUCUCUGCGUGGCUGCCGGCCCGCGACUUCGUGGUCGAUGCGAUCAAUAAGCGGUUUGAGCACGACAAGGACGGACGCAUCCUCGUGUUUGCCAGCUCGAUCCCGUGGAAGGAUCAUCUCUUCACCCUCGAGAAGGAAUUGGGUAUCACCGAGGAGGGGAACAAACCGUUGUAUGUUCUCUACAGCGAGGGCAGUAAGCCGGGCUGGAGAAUCCAGUGUGUGCCCGUUUCCAAGGAUAGCUUCGAGAGCCGUAAGCCGCUGCCGGAUGUGUGGCGCGGCGUCCGCGAUGAUGCUCUCAGCGAGGUCUCGGGCAUUCCGGGAGGAGUGUUCGUUCACGCCAGUGGCUUCAUCGGCGGGAACAAGACUUUCGAUGGCGCGUUGGAGAUGGCAAAGAAGGCGUUGGUCAUGUAAUCUUCUGUUCUCUAUCAUACCUAGCUAAAAGCCUGAGGCUUGCUUCAUUUCACGUGCACCUUGCCUACUCUACCCCUG
Messenger RNA from Tricharina praecox, 1222 nucleotides. RefSeq names its product metal-dependent protein hydrolase. The transcript is spliced from 3 exons. Gene Ontology annotation, cellular component: nucleus; cytoplasm. NCBI's taxonomy places the organism in Eukaryota, Fungi, Ascomycota, Pezizomycetes, Pezizales, Pyronemataceae. The record is from RefSeq and is a predicted model, not a curated record. Bases 59 to 1144 code for a protein of 361 amino acids.